Molecule: messenger RNA, 1096 nt
Organism: Eurypyga helias (sunbittern)
Lineage: Eukaryota; Metazoa; Chordata; Aves; Eurypygiformes; Eurypygidae
Gene: VSTM4
Product: V-set and transmembrane domain containing 4
Exons: 7
Coding region: 1-1011 (336 amino acids)
Source: RefSeq, a predicted model, not a curated record
AUGGCAUCAGUUUACCUGUUGUGGACUUGCACGCUGGGACAGAUUAUGAUGCUGUUGCGCUGGUAUGGAGGAUUCUCACCACCUUUUCUUUCCUUUGCAGAUGUUUGUGAGGCUUUAAAUGUGACAGUCUCUCCAGGACCGACAGUGCGAUACUCUGAGGGAGAGAAUGCCACCCUUUACUGUCACAUUUCUCAAAAGAGAAAGAUAGACAAUUUGCUGGCUGUGCGGUGGGUCUUCGCUACAUCACCUACCCAGGAGUACCUGAUGAUCAAAAUGACAAAGUUUGGAUCUGUCCAGUAUUAUGGAAAUUAUACUCAUCAUUUCCACAAGCAAAGACUUCAUCUUCUUAAAGAGAAACAUGGAACUAUGUACAAAUUUCUUAUUCUAAGCCUCCAGCAAACAGAUCAGGGACAUUAUAUAUGCAAAGUCCAGGAAAUUGGCAAACACAGGAAUAAGUGGACAGCAUGGUCAAAUGGCACAGCAGCUACUGAAAUAAGAGUGAUUUCAUCAAAAUCUUCUGAUGAUCACACAUUCAAGAAAAAUCAUGAAGCUUGGAAGUUUUUUGAAGAUCUGUAUGUGUAUGCAGUGUUUGUGUGUUCGAUAGGAAUCAUCAGCGUCCUCCUUUUCACACUUGUCAUUCUCUGUCAGUCACUUCUGAACAAGAGGAGAUCCACCGUGAAGCAUUACCUGGUGAAAUGCCCUCAGAACAGCUCAGGGGAGACAGUUACCAGUGUGACAAGCAUGUCCCCUCUACAGCCCAAGAAGGUAAAGAAAAAGAAGGAGAAAGAGAAAGUGGAGCAGCCACCAGCCAUCCCAGCAAAAGCUCCAAUAGCCAAUAAUUUUCCUAAGCCCAAGCUCUUGAAACCUCAAAGAAAAUUGAUCCUGCCGAAAAUCACAGAGGAGAAUUUAACAUACGCUGAACUUGAACUUAUGAAGCCGAUUCAGGAAGCCAAAAACAUUCCCAGUACGACAGUCUAUGCGCAGAUACUCUUUGAGGAGAACAAGCUGUAAUAGUUCAUGCCUGUAUAAAUGUCCUUUGUCUGUGUUCUAUUUAAUUCUUGCUCUGCUGUUUAUUUAUAAAAAUCAUACAAAUGUC